AUGAAACCCGCCGUUGUACGAUCACAGCAACAGCAACAGCAACAGCAACAGCAGCAGCAGCAGCAGCAGCAGCAACCGCAGCAACCGCAGACACAGCGCGGCAGAGCGAACAAGGUCACCAAGCCCACCGCUCCAGCACGAGCCCGCCCCUCGGCCUCGGCUGCCGCAGCUCGUCAAGCCGCCGCUGAAGCCGCCGCUGAGGCUGCCGCUGUUCAGGCCCAGCAGGUCAAUCAGGUCGCUAUCGGCCCCGACGGCCAGCCCACGGGUCUGUUUGACGACGUCAACGCCAACCUAAACGCCGCCAAUCUCAACGUGAGCGUUACCAUGCCCGGCGCCGAGAACUACGGUGCCCCGGCCGCCAUGGAUACCGAUAUGAACGAGGAUGCCCAUGGUGACGCCGAGGCCGAUGCCGAUAUGGAUGACGCCGGUGCUGCGGCUGCUGCUGCGGCUGCCGCCGCUGCCGCGUCCGGUCUGGGCCCUCAUGUCGAUCUCACUGCCGCAAACAUCCUCGCCAAUGGCGGUCCCGGUCCUGCUGGCAAUGGCAUCCCCCAGGACCCGGCACUGCAGGACAUGCAGCAGGCUGCCCAAGCCGCUGCCACUGGAUAUAGCCAGCAACAGCUUCAUCACCAACAGGUCCAGCAAGCGCGGCAGCAUCAGGUCCAGCAGCAUCAGCCACCCGCCCAAAUGGGCACGCCGCAGCAACUCCAGCAGCAAAUCCCCCAGCAAAUGCAAAGUGCUGCUGCUGCUGCUGCUGCUGCUGCUGCCGCGGCCGCGGCUCACCACCAGCAACAACAAAUGCAGCCGGUCCAGCAAGCACCGAUGCAACAGGUCCAGCAACAACCCCAACCAACCAUGCAGCAAGUCCAGCAUCAGCAUCAGCAGCCUGCUCAACAACCGCAACAGCAACCCGCCCCCAACCCGGGCGGCCCCCUGAUGAAGACGACGGAAGAGAUCGCCCGCGAGUCGGCCCUGGCCAACGGCUACCGCGACCUGCCUGUAGAGAGCGCGCUUGCAAAACGCCUGGCUCGCGAGCCCGGCCAGCGGCUUGCGCAGCAGAGACGUCCGGAGCAGACGCUUAACCUGGCCCGGCGCAGUAAUGUCGAGGCAUUGUUUGCUCAGAUCGCGGGCGAGCCUGCGCGCGUGCCCUGCAAAAAUUGUCACAAGGGACAUGGUCCCUGGACGACGUGUAUCGUGGUGGAUGGGCAAAUGUGUGGUAGCUGCGCGAACUGCUGGUUUAAUGCCAGCGGGGCGAGGUGCAGUUUCCAUGAAACCCGCAACCCUCAACUCCACGCUCAAAACGCCGCGGCCCUCCUGCCCACCGGUCCCGCCGCCCUGGGCACCGCCGCCGAUCCAGCCUAUCGCUACGGCAGCUACCUGCGCUCAGGCUCCGCCGUCACAGCCAACGCUGCGGCCCUCGCCCAAGCCAACGCCAACGGCGCCGCCGCCCUGCUCGCUUCGAGUCCCGUCCUCCAGCAGAUGGUCGCCAACGCCAUGAACGAGGUCCGCGCCGCGGAUGCAGUCACCCGCCAGCUGAUCAAGAUGGAUAUCACGGCGAAGCAGCUCGCGCUGCAGAUGCUGGAGUACGAAGAGUUGGUUGCUGCGUCGGCGGGGCAUCAAAAUCAGCAACAUCAGGGUCAGGGGCAGCAGGUGCAGGAUCAUCAGCAUCAUCAGCAAGUGCAGCAAGCGCAGCAACAGCAGCCGGCGCCGAUGCAGGUGUAUCCCGCUCCUCCGCAGCAGGGACAGGUUAAUCUGGGCGGGGAACAAACUGCUGCGGCGUAG
Messenger RNA from Thermochaetoides thermophila DSM 1495, 1779 nucleotides. RefSeq lists its product as uncharacterized. Lineage: Eukaryota; Fungi; Ascomycota; Sordariomycetes; Sordariales; Chaetomiaceae. Bases 1 to 1779 code for a protein of 592 amino acids. The record is from RefSeq and is a predicted model, not a curated record. The transcript is spliced from 2 exons.